This is a messenger RNA of Callorhinus ursinus (northern fur seal), 1176 nucleotides long. Its product is annotated as protocadherin alpha-13-like. The record is from RefSeq and is a predicted model, not a curated record. Gene Ontology annotation, molecular function: calcium ion binding. Gene Ontology annotation, biological process: homophilic cell-cell adhesion. Gene Ontology annotation, cellular component: plasma membrane. NCBI's taxonomy places the organism in Eukaryota, Metazoa, Chordata, Mammalia, Carnivora, Otariidae.
CCUUUUGCGUGUAUCAUGCUGUUCUCCUGGAGAGGAGGCCCAGGAGUCCAGAGUCUGCUGCUCUCACUUCUACUUCUCGCAGCCUGGAAAGCAGGGAGUGGCCAGGUUCACUACUCAGUCCUGGAGGAGGCCAAACACGGAACCUUCGUGGGCCGCAUCGCCCAGGACUUGGGGCUGGAGCUGGCGGAGCUGGUGCCGCGCCUGUUCCGGGUGGCGUCCAAAGGCCACGGAGACCUUCUGGAGGUAAAUCUGCAGAAUGGCAUUUUGUUUGUGAAUUCUCGGAUCGACCGGGAGGAGCUGUGCGGGCGGAGCGCGGAGUGCAGCAUCCACCUGGAGGUGAUCGUGGACAGGCCGCUGCAGGUUUUCCAUGUGGAGGUGGAGGUGAAGGACAUUAACGACAACCCGCCUGUGUUCCCUGAAAAUAAGAAAAGAAUAAUCAUUGCAGAAUCUAGACCCCCAGAAACUCGGUUUCCACUAGAUGGCGCAUCCGAUGCAGAUAUCGGAGUAAACUCGGCCUUGAUCUACCGAAUUGAUCCCAACGAGUAUUUCGCUUUGGACACACAAAACAAUCGUGAAGAAAUGUCUUCGUUGUCACUUGUAUUGAGGAAAUCACUGGACAGAGAGCAAAUUCAGGAGCAUAGCUUAUUAUUGACAGCCAAUGAUGGGGGUAAACCGGAGCUAACCGGUACAGUUCAGUUGCUGAUUACAAUUUUGGACGUGAAUGACAAUGCCCCAGAAUUUGACCAGUAUAUUUAUAAAGUGACAGUGUUAGAGAACGCAUUUAAUGGAACAUUAGUGAUUAAGCUAAAUGCCACAGAUCUUGAUGAUGGUACGAAUGGAGACAUAAUCUAUUCAUUUAGAAAGCCUGUAUCGCCUGCGGUGUUGCAUGCAUUUAUCAUAAAUCCCAACAGUGGGGAAAUUAGAACAAGAGGUAAACUAGAUUUCGAAGAAAAGAAGUUGUAUGAAAUAUCGGUGGAGGCAAUAGACAAGGGGAAUAUUCCAAUGGCAGGUCAUUGUACCGUUUUGGUAGAAAUACUAGAUAUAAAUGAUAACACCCCAGAAAUUACCAUCACUUCUCUGUCGCUCCCCGUGAGAGAGGAUGCUCAGGUGGGCACUGUCAUCGCCCUGAUCAGAGUGUCCGACCGUGACUCUGGUGCCAACGGGCAGGUGACCUGC